UGAUUACAGAACAGGAGGAGGCAUCAGGUGAGGUCUGGUAUCUUGCCACACGACGACCCGGUGUCACCAGCAAUGGAAGCUUUUCGCCUGUUGCUGCCGUGUACAACAAAGCUUCUCUCCGGCCGACGUAGCGUUAAUCCCUGGAGGAGCAUCGGCCACUGUCACCUCCACAGAUAAAAGAUGAAGCCAGAUCCUUCCUGUCCCCAGUUACACGACAAACCCUCCCAAAGAGGAGAGAGAGGGGCGGAAUCUGCAGCCGAGCAACAGCGCUCCUCAACGUGACGCUCAUUCCUUGCUCGCUAUUCCCAGUGUAAUCUGUACACAUAGAGGCGUAUGCAGACAGAGGCUCCCUCUCCCUGGCACUGCCAUGUCUAUCAGCCCCACCAAACUGACCCCCUGCCAACUCCAACCCAGAGACAACGCUGGAUUAACCAGGUGAAACCUCCCAGAUCCCCAGCUGCGAGGAGAGCCCGGGAUAUCAAUAACCUCUGGGAUCUCUUUUUCCAUUCACAAUGAGAUUUGGAUCUUUGGUGGGGAAAGUGAGUCCACGGAGCUGACUCUCAUCAUCCAAGGGUUUCAUGGCACGCCAGUCACCAUCAUGGGCUCCUGUAUCUCUAAAGAGUUUUUCUUCAGUGGACACAAAGAAAUUCACUUCUCCUACAACCACACAAAGCCGAGCAGCCCCCCAGCACUAUCUGCUGAAAUACCACCACCAGCAGAGGGCACUGCACCCACCGACAGCCCUGAGGAUGAUGAUGAUGAUGAUGAGAAGGAGGAGAAUGAUGUACUGGGGCAGAAAUGUUUUAAGACACCCAAUGGCUACAUGUGCGAAUCCAAAGCGAAUUCAGUGAGCUAUGACAUCACAGAGCUGGCGACCUCCUCACUGAUUGGUCUGGUGCAAACCAUUAAAGACCACAUCACCAAGCCCACCGCCAUGGCCCGUGGCCGGGUGGCCCAUCUGAUCGAGUGGAAAGGCUGGAGCGCCUCUCAAUCCGGCUGGGACCCCUCCCUGACCGAUGAGGAACACUACUCAGACCUGACGGACGAGCUGAAGGAGGCACGAUUUGCAGCAGGGGUUGCCGAACAGUUCGCCAUCACUGAAGCCACUCUCAGCACAUGGUCCUCUUUGGAUGACGAAGAGAUGCAUUAUGGGCUCGGCUCCCAAGACGUCCGACAGCUUCAAGAUCUGGAAAGUCUCUACCUGCAGAGUCGGCUGCUGAGCUACGCGCAGGGGACCUGCGGCUCCGACCUGGGGGGCAGCCUCCCCGGCCUGUCCUAUUCUUCCGCCAUGUCCUUGGCUGCAGCUUCCCAACAAGUUCUGCCCGUGGAGAGAUGGGACGUGAGCGAGCCCCGAUCUCACCAGUCCAUAUUCCCCAGCCCCUUACUCAACGGCGGCAGAAGCAGCAGCUCUGACAACUCCAAAGCGGCGGUGCCGGCAGAGGGUGAGAACGCCCCUGAAACCUGCAAACCCCGACUCAACAGUUCUCUCCACUAUGUGGACAGCAGCUCGCUAUCGGAGGAUGAGGUAUUCUACAACUGAACUGGAGCCUCACUGGUCAGCGACUACUCUACCACAGUGGACUGGGCAGUGUCAGUGUGUGGACUCCCCUGAUUUCAGAGGAGACUUUGUCUAUGGAUCCCGGGGGUAAUCCACAAAGCCCAGGAUCUGUGACCCCUGGGAUCUCUAGGUUAGAGGUGGACAUAGAAGAAGGUGGACAUAGCUGGUCAGUUGAGGAGCAGUCCAUGGAGCAGAACCUGGUCUAGAACUCUUCUAUCAGCAAUAUCUUUGUCAAUAUGAGGGGUCUGGAGCUCUUCCAGGGUCCGGCCUCGAGCCUUAUUUCACAGGAACGUGUCUCGUGGUUCCACGUUGGUCACCGGGUGCCGGCGCUGUGUGUCGUCCGUUUCUGUCAUGUGUGUCCUGUGAAUAUAUUGGCCUUUUCUGUUA
Molecule: messenger RNA, 1945 nt
Organism: Bufo gargarizans (Asiatic toad)
Lineage: Eukaryota; Metazoa; Chordata; Amphibia; Anura; Bufonidae
Gene: FAM131C
Product: family with sequence similarity 131 member C
Exons: 6
Coding region: 599-1540 (313 amino acids)
Source: RefSeq, a predicted model, not a curated record